AUGAUGAUGUUGCUGAUUGUGUUAGGGCUACCAAUAUGCGCAUGCUACCUUUUGUGUUUUGGUAGUGUCCAGAAACAACGAUCCACUGUACGCGCGAUGGCAAGCGUGUCAUUGUUUGUUGCAUGGUGCUUCUGCUUCUUACGCGUACCUUUGCCUGCGGCAGAGUCAACUGCAACGGUAGGGUUUUUUCGUGCCGUACUUUCGCGCACGGCUGUGAUAGGCGUUUCUUUGAUUGCCGUCUUGUCAGGGAGUGUCGCUGCAGGCGCGAUCUACGACUCGUAUGAAAUGUUCGUAACGCGGCGGGGGACCACCGCUCUCACAAGUUAUGAUCUUGAACGUGAUUCGGCAUCGAUUCGUGCUGCGUUUGAGCACACGUAUGCAGACCUGCAAGCGCGACGCUCUGCUGUGACAGAUCUUGAGAAUGAGCUGGAUAUUGGGCACACACGAUCGUUUGAUUGGUCGCGCUUCUUCAAUUUUUCAAGAAAGGAUAAACAACUUGCAUCAAUGCACGCAGAGAUCUCGGGCCUUGUUUCUAUGGCAAAUGCGUUACGAAAGGAACUCGAGAACCAGGAAGAGCGGGAACGGCGCCUCCGGUAUGCACAUACCUGGCCAGGCUGUGCAUGGCUCCUGUGUAACUAUAUGUUUUCUCUGUACUGUGUGAUGCGUUUUAUCCAAUGCGUACUGAACCUGGUCAUCUUUGGCUAUGAAUCCAUCUCUACGCGGGACUUGAUGUCGACGAGCGUGGCACAACUAAUGCGCAUGCUCGGUUUGCACGUGGAUGUAGACGCGUGGUCGCCAACCAUUAGUGUUUUGUUGCUUGGUGGUCUGAUCGUAAUGCGGAUGCGCGUGAUCCUUGGCUCUCUCUCGUCAAUGAUUCAGUCGGUGUCGACGGGCAUAAGCACGCAAUUACUCGUCUUGUUUACGGCGCAAGUGCUGUGUAUCUACGUACUCGCAGCCCUGAUCCAGCUACAUGCGGGAAUGAAUCUUGGAGCGACGGGACAUCCGAGCCGCCUGCUCGCGUCGCUCCCUGACUUCCAGCGCACUUUUGGGCGCAUCUUUGAUAUUAUGUUUUUAUUGUCGGCGAUCCUUUCUGGUGUCCACCGCUGGUUUGUGUCGCUUCCUGAUACCAUAUUUUCUACUUGA
This is a messenger RNA of Malassezia globosa CBS 7966, 1143 nucleotides long. RefSeq lists its product as uncharacterized. The transcript has a single exon. Gene Ontology annotation, cellular component: membrane. NCBI's taxonomy places the organism in Eukaryota, Fungi, Basidiomycota, Malasseziomycetes, Malasseziales, Malasseziaceae. The coding region runs from base 1 to 1143 and encodes 380 amino acids. The record is from RefSeq and is a predicted model, not a curated record.